Messenger RNA from Biomphalaria glabrata, 2269 nucleotides. RefSeq lists its product as uncharacterized. The transcript has 7 exons. Bases 118 to 2106 code for a protein of 662 amino acids. The record is from RefSeq and is a predicted model, not a curated record. Lineage: Eukaryota; Metazoa; Mollusca; Gastropoda; Planorbidae.
ACAUUUGGGAAAUGUUUAGAGUAUAAAGGACCUAAACGCCUGCUACGCUUGGAGUCACAUUGGUCUAGAACACGCUAGUGUAGAGUUGGCUUCUUUAUCGAGAGUACACACUUCAAGAUGCAUCUUCGACUGCUAGCCCUGUUGCUAGUGGUGCCUCUGGUUCUGGCCGGGGACUUCGAGAGAUACUGGAAGGAAAUCGAGGACGACCUUAAGGAAAAAUUUAACAAGGACAAGGAAGUCGAUAAGGGAGACAACAAGGACGAUAAAAACAACCAAAAGGAUUGGGGCGACGACAAAGGUUGGGGCGACAAAAAAGGUUGGGGCGACAAAAAAGGUUGGGGCGACAAAAAAGGUUGGGGCGAUGACAAAGGCAAGGGCAAAGACAAAGGUUGGGGCGAUGACAAUGGUAAGGGUGAAGACAAAGGUUGGGGCGAAGACAAAGGUUGGGGCGACAAAAAAGGCUGGGGCGACGACAAAGGUAAGGGCAAAGACAAAGGUUGGGGCGUCGACAAAAGUAGUGGCGAGGACAAAGGUUGGGGCGACGACAAAGGUUGGGGCGAAGACAAAGGUUGGGGCGACAAAAAAGGCUGGGGAGACGACGAAGGCUGGGGCGACCAGCAGGACAGAGGUGACCGCAGACGCAGAUCUGAACACAGACGAAGAUCGGACAGCAGAGAUGAGAGAAGCAAAGGGCGUGACAGAAACGACGACGACAAUGAAGACGACAAAGCCGCUCAACCAGACGCCGGGGACCAGACCGUCGACAACAAGGCCCCGAACGACCUCAACAACGGAAGUAUGAACAAUCAGACAAGCGGCGCCGUCAAGAACCAAACCAAAGACUGCAAUAACAAACAGCAAAACGACGGCCAGGUCGAUGAAAACACCGAUGACAACCAAGACGACGAGGAGGAACAGGACUCUCGAAGGGAGCGACGAAACCGUAGAAGAAAAGCUCAACGAAGGCGAGACAGGCGACGAGGUCAGGAUGACUCUCAGGAAGACAGCUCAGAGGAAGAGGAUGAUGACCAGGGCAACGGCAGCAGAAGGCAAAAAAGACGAAGUGAUCGACAGAAAGAUGACCAGGAAGAUGACCAGAAAGAUGACCAGAAAGAUGACCAGAAAGAUGACCAGAAAGAUGACGAAGAUUCCCAGGACAGCCAAAAGGGACAAGACGACGAUGAAGAAGAUGAUGACAAAGACAGCCGCAGAGGAAGGAAUAAAAAGAGGCAAGACUCCUCCUCAGAGGAGGAGGAUGAUGACGACAAAGACAGCCGUAGAGGAAGAAAUAAGAGACGAGACGACAAAGGUGGUAGAGGAGACAGACGACAAAGAUAUGGCAGACGAGAUGAUGAUGAUGAUGAUGAACAAGGCAACGGUAAUUCAGAAGAGGAUGACGACGAUAAUGACAAAAAUGGCUCCAAACUGGCUGAGUUCAAAGAAUGGCUCCGUGAACGUUACCAGAGAAGGAAACAGAGCCAGUAUAAAGAUUUCUUAAGUGAAAACUUUGAGAAAUUCCGUGACUUCGUCAGAUUGAAGGCUCUGAAGGAGCAGGAAGAGCGCGAUGCUAAGGAAGCUAUCCAGAGACAAAUGGAGAAGGUGAGGAUGAUGGAAACUCUUAAAGGCAGACUCCAGAAUGUAUCAGACGAGUACGUGGAACAGAAGACCAAGUUCAUGUUCUCCAUCACUGGCCACUUCCUUGACUUCUGCAAGUGCGAUAACUCCAGAGACCUUUUGGAUAGAAUAUGGAGUGGAGAUUUCGCUGAAAAGGAUGGCGAAAUGAGCCCAAUGUCCAACGACACACCAUCAUGGAAUAACACAGGCGCCCCCGGAAAUAUGUGGGGAAGCAAUGAUACUAUGCCUCAGCAACCCAACGCCACAGAGUCCUGGCCAGCUACAACAGAAGCUCCAGUCAGUACUACAGCAUCAGAGGAAGAUGACUUCAUGGAGAAAGUAAAACGUUUCGCUUCCCUGGAUCGCAAAGAGCUCGUGUCCCAGGUCCUGCAAGAUCUUGUUCAGAUCAUGUGUGAGUCAGCCAGUCAGUACUUCCUGUCUAUCAAUACCCUUGAGGACGCUAUUAUACAGUACAGGAACUCUCACCCUUAGAAAAAUGUUUCACGGACAGCAACGUCAACGGAAGUAACAAGUUUGCUCAUAUUGCUUCCAAGAUUUUUUUUUUGUUAGACUUCGUUUCGUAAUUGUUUCGUUUAAAUUUUUAUCACAUCUCAAAUAUUUUUAUAAAUAUAUUUUAUACUUUGAAAUCAUUAAA